AUGUCAACUUUUGACAAUGAAAAUAAUGGUAAGGAAUUCCAUGCCAAAUUCUCAGAUAUCCACCCUCAUCAUGAUCAAGUAAUUUCCAUACCGUUAGCAACCUCUAUAAAGGCCUCAAAAAAGUAUAUACCUUCGAUAAUGACAAUCUCCAUGUCAAAUAUUUAUCCAUUCCUAAUAAUAAUAGACAAUUGUCUCAAUAGAAUCCUAUGGUUACACAAUACCCAUUAUCACUAUUUCAACUACGUCAUCUUCAUAUUCUUAUCUAUGAAAUAUUUUCUUCAAGAAACGGUACGGUUUAAAUUCGAUGAUAUAUUAACGGCAUGGCUGGGACUCGUCAGUACGAUCAUCUUAUGCACUUCAAUACUAUAUUACAUUGUGGCAUUAUUUCAUGAUUUGAAAACAGCAGAUCCUCCAACGAUAGAAGAUAUAAUAAAUCAAAUAGAUUCAAUAACAAAUAAAUUAAGAAUCUUACAAAGAGAAUCAUUCUUCUCUUCACGAAAAUCAUAUUCCGUAACUUCAAUAUGUAAGAUAAUAACAAUAUCUUCAGUUAUUCAGUGGAUUUUAAUUAAAUGGAUAUCAAUCACUAUACAGAAAUACGUACUCAUCUGUGUUAUUGCCAGCGUAUGUUAUCAUUGUGAUUGGGUACAGUACACGUUAAAAUUGAUUUGGAGAAUAACUUUGGUCAGGAAUAUAUAUCAUUGGGAUGAUAUAAUUUGGAAAAAAUGGUUUGGUGGGGCUCCUGUAACUAACCUAGAAACAUUAAUCAAAUACACAGAUAAUAGACAACCUCAUAGAGAAGAACAAGAACCUGGUAUUAAUGAAAGUUUCGUUAUUAAAGAUUGGUACAUAGAUUUAGAUCAUUAUCAUCACGUCGACCAAGAGAAUGAGAAUGCAGAGCCCAAGAUAUUAAAAAUUUUGGAAAUUAUAAUCUGGGAGAAUCAAAGAAAAUGGUUACAUUUGGGUUGGUUAACUAAAUUAUUUCCUUAUGAACGUGGUCAAUUCUCCAUAGUAAAAAAUCAAGAAGGCAAUGAGCAUAUAGACUGUAAUAAUCCGUUGAGUUUUGAGCAAGUCGAUGACCAUUACAAGUGGUUAGAAGAUUCAUGGCAAAUCGAUGAUUGGAUAUAUUCAACUUCUUCUUGGGAAUAUGUUGGUUUGAGUGAUUCCAUCGAAUGCUACACGAGGUCAAGACCAUGGAAAAGAAAGGUUGCACUAUUUCCAUCUGUUAAGGAUUUACCACUCUAUGAGAAAAAGACCCAAUAG
This is a messenger RNA of Naumovozyma dairenensis CBS 421, 1260 nucleotides long. RefSeq names its product Pex32p (gene PEX32). The coding region runs from base 1 to 1260 and encodes 419 amino acids. The transcript has a single exon. Gene Ontology annotation, biological process: peroxisome organization. Lineage: Eukaryota; Fungi; Ascomycota; Saccharomycetes; Saccharomycetales; Saccharomycetaceae. Gene Ontology annotation, cellular component: peroxisomal membrane. The record is from RefSeq and is a predicted model, not a curated record.